Diospyros lotus (date-plum) is the source of this 2340-nucleotide messenger RNA. RefSeq names its product serine/threonine-protein kinase STY46-like. The record is from RefSeq and is a predicted model, not a curated record. Gene Ontology annotation, molecular function: protein kinase activity; ATP binding. Gene Ontology annotation, biological process: protein phosphorylation. Bases 160 to 1971 code for a protein of 603 amino acids. NCBI's taxonomy places the organism in Eukaryota, Viridiplantae, Streptophyta, Magnoliopsida, Ericales, Ebenaceae. The transcript has 17 exons.
AGGGUAGAGAGAUAAGAACAAUCCACGUCGGUCUGAUGGUGCGCACUACGCCGUUAAACAUUCUCAAAAACAAAACCCUCUCUCCAGUCUCCAGGUUACGAAUGGAAACUGAAAAGUGGAAAGUGGAAACCUCUCCCCAGUCUGGAACUCAGAUUAUAUAUGCGUGAACCAAAAUCAUCUUUGUAUCAAUCCAGUUCACGUAGACCUCGUGCUCGGAUCUUCGAAGCGCAAUUUUUCUCGCUGAUUUUCUGUCGUUUUCUCGGUGUUCAGUCAAUGGCGAUGGAGGAUAGCGAGAGCUGUGGCAGCCGAGUGGUGGAAUCGCCGGCGGCGAACUCGCGCCAGCGGAGGAGGAAGCUGGAGGUCUACAAUGAGGUUCUCCGAAGGCUCAAGGAAUCAAACAAACCGGAAGCGAGAGAGCCUGGUUUCGACGAUGAAUUGUGGGCGCAUUUCAAUCGCCUUCCUACUCGAUAUGCACUUGAUGUAAACGUGGAGAGGGCAGAAGAUGUUCUUAUGCAUAAGCGCUUACUGCAAUUGGCCCGUGAUCCUGCUAAUAGGCCUGUUUUUGAAAUUCGGCUAGUGCAGGUUCCCCCUGUUUCUGAUGGAAAUACAGCUGAUUCUGCUUGUUCAAGCUUUCCAACGAGUGAAGGUCCCCGAAGCCUCCAUCCGCCACCUGCCUUUGGUUCAUCUCCAAACCUUGAAGCCCUUGCACUUGAAGCAAACAAAUCUCAAGCUCAAGAUAGGGAUAGUGCUGUUUCCCAUGUACAGAACCCCCGGCCUUUGCAUGAGAUUACAUUUUCAACAGAUGACAAGCCAAAGCUCCUUAGUCAGUUGACUGCUUUGCUAGCUGAGGUUGGGUUGAACAUCCAGGAAGCACAUGCCUUUUCUACAGUAGAUGGGUACUCCUUGGAUGUGUUUGUUGUUGAUGGUUGGCCUUAUGAGGAAACUGAGCAGCUCCAGAAUGCAUUAGAAAAGGAAGUGUUUAAGAUUGAGAAUCAUUCUUGGCUAAACCAUCGUCUUCCAUCUUCUACAUCUGGGAAGGAGGAGACGGGAAUCAAAGGUGAACCUGAUCAUUUGACAAUACCAACUGAUGGGACUGAUGUAUGGGAAAUUGAUCCCAAACUUCUGAAUUUUGGGACUAAAAUAGCAUCUGGAUCAUAUGGUGAUCUAUACAAAGGUACAUACUGUAGUCAGGAAGUGGCUAUCAAAGUCCUUAAGCCUGAGCGUGUGGAUUCAGACUUACAGAAAGAGUUUGCCCAAGAAGUUUUUAUUUUGAGGAAAGUUCGCCACAAGAAUGUUGUACAAUUCAUAGGCGCAUGCACUAAACCUCCAAGCUUAUGCAUUGUUACAGAAUAUAUGUCUGGUGGAAGUGUGUAUGACUAUCUCCACAAACAGAAGGGUACUUUUAAAUUACCAUCUUUGCUAAGAGUAGCUAUUGAUGUAUCAAAGGGUAUGAACUACCUACACCAGAAUAAUAUAAUUCACAGAGAUUUGAAGGCUGCCAAUCUUCUGAUGGAUGAGAAUGAAGUUGUUAAGGUGGCUGAUUUUGGAGUUGCUAGAGUGAAAGCUCAAUCUGGGGUUAAGACAGCAGAAACUGGGACAUAUCGUUGGAUGGCUCCUGAGGUUAUAGAACACAAUCCCUAUGAUCACAAGGCUGAUGUUUUCAGCUUCGGAAUUGUGUUGUGGGAGCUCCUAACUGGAAAGCUUCCCUAUGAUUAUUUAACCCCAUUACAAGCGGCCGUUGGAGUGGUUCAAAAGGGUCUAAGGCCUACUAUCCCAAAGAACACUCAUCCAAAACUUGCUGAUCUGCUUGAGAGAUGCUGGCAGCAGGACCCAACUUUAAGACCUGACUUCUCUGAAAUAACAGAGAUCCUGCAGCAAAUAGCAAAGGAGGUUGGAGACGAAGCCGAGGAUCGGCGCAAAGAGAAAUCAUCUGGGGGGUUCCUUUCAGUCCUCAGACGGGGACAUCACUAAAUGAGGGUGGAUAUAAUGUGAAUACCGGUAAUACACAAGAGCUAAUCGUGGGCCAUUCCCACCCGGUCUUUUUCAUCUCUGCAAUGUAUAGUGUUUGUUCUCUUGAUCUCUCUAUUGACUUUCUGGUGUUUCCUUUUCUGUUUAGUUUCAAUAAUACUGAAGAAGAAACUUUUAAUUCACUUAACCAAAUAACUUCCUCAUUUGCCCCACCACAGCAUCAACUUCCUAAUCCUUGGCGGCGGCGGGGGGGAGAUGAUGAGCAGUGUAAUUGUUUGCAAUUUAAUGCUUGGGAUAUCUGUAGGAGUUGCCAGUACUAAAACCUUUCUGCCUUGACUUGUUUUUAUUUCAAAAGCAUAGUGUUAAUGGGCU